AUGCGGCUCAAGGUCCUCAGCUCACUCUGCUUUCUAGGUGGUCUGCCCCCACUGCCUUCCAGUGUAGAUGGGGAUACAACAAUGCAACAUUAUAAAGAUAACAAAAAGAACAAGAUGAAGAUUCCUUUCGAUAAAGAUGAGAACUGCAGUAAAACGAGAGCAGGGCGGGGAAGAGGAAAGAUAAAACCACGACAUAAAUUUACCCGAAAUGACCUGAAGAUCCUUCAGCAACUAUUUGAGAAGAAUCCUUAUCCAAAUUAUGUAAUCAAGCAUAACCUGGCCCAGAAGUUCGGGUGCCAAGUGUGUGUGAUUGAAAACUGGUUUCAGAAUAGAAGAUCCAGACUACCUUCAAAAUUGAGAGACAAAAAUGAUGACACUAGGAGGACAUCCAAGAGCCAAGACAAAAGGCUUACGGGCCAUCUUGAUACCCAGACCCAGGAAGCUUCUGGUGAACAGGUUGAUUUAGGGGACUCCAUGGUCCAAUGCAUUAGAAUGAGAUCAAGUGGCACCAUGUGCUAUCAAGGUGCUGGUGGAAGUGGAUCUUCUUUCAACUUGGGACCAGCAAUCUUCAUUCCUCCGGCUGUGUGGGAGCUGUAUGAUCUGUGUAACUGGCUUGAGACAUCCUCUGCCAUUGGCUAUGUUCCUAGUGGGCAGGGGCAGAUGGAUGGCAACCAUUCCUGGUUAUGCCCACAACAGCAGCAAAAUAAUUGGGGAGGUCAACAACAACUGCAGCAGCCUCAGAGCUACCAGGAGACGUCCCUUGCCGAAUGCCACACGGUACACCAGAGUCAUGGAGACUUAGGGCAGCAGAGGCUCCUCAUCAUGUUCCCCAGAGUGUUGCAGCCUCUGGGUCCCUCAAGCUUUUACACAACUGUACAGAGCCUAGGUAUACGAUUAGAUGGCCACUUAUUCCAUAUCGGCCCGAUCAGCUCUUAG
This is a messenger RNA of Phodopus roborovskii (desert hamster), 936 nucleotides long. RefSeq lists its product as uncharacterized. The record is from RefSeq and is a predicted model, not a curated record. The transcript is spliced from 5 exons. Gene Ontology annotation, molecular function: DNA-binding transcription factor activity, RNA polymerase II-specific; RNA polymerase II cis-regulatory region sequence-specific DNA binding. The coding region runs from base 1 to 936 and encodes 311 amino acids. NCBI's taxonomy places the organism in Eukaryota, Metazoa, Chordata, Mammalia, Rodentia, Cricetidae. Gene Ontology annotation, cellular component: nucleus. Gene Ontology annotation, biological process: regulation of transcription by RNA polymerase II.